AUGGGUGGAUUUCUAAGCUACUUAUGGUGGGGCGGUGAUCCCGAUGAAGUGAACCCAGUUUCGGGUAUGACACGAAGGGAGGUCUACGCCGUCCAGCGCUCCUGGGCUCCUGUUUACAAAGACUCCGUGGCUACUGGCACUGAACUGCUUAAAAGAUUCUUCCGAGCCUAUCCUCAAUCAAAAGAGUUCUUUAAAAUGAUAAGAAAAUUGCCCGAAGAAGAGUAUGCCCAAAAUUUCCAAUUUAAGGCACACGUCAUCAACCUGAUGGCUGCACUCAACCAAGCCGUCACUAACCUAAACCAGCCGGAGGUUGUCGCUGUUAUGAUGAACAAGCUUGGGGAGUCACAUCGUAAGAGAAAAAUUCAAGAACAAAAUUUCCACGACUUAAAAGAAGUCAUUGUAAAGAUGUUCAUCGAAGUAUUAAAACUCGACGAGUCGACACUUGGCGCGUGGGGCAAGACUGUUGGCUUUUGGUACAAACACAUCUUUGAAACACUGAACUCGGAAGAUGAGAGCAGAUAA
Molecule: messenger RNA, 522 nt
Organism: Parnassius mnemosyne (clouded apollo)
Lineage: Eukaryota; Metazoa; Arthropoda; Insecta; Lepidoptera; Papilionidae
Source: the annotation of a GenBank genome assembly